Molecule: messenger RNA, 3075 nt
Organism: Lodderomyces parapsilosis
Lineage: Eukaryota; Fungi; Ascomycota; Pichiomycetes; Serinales; Debaryomycetaceae
Gene: GPI13
Product: mannose-ethanolamine phosphotransferase
Exons: 1
Coding region: 1-3075 (1024 amino acids)
Biological process (GO): GPI anchor biosynthetic process
Cellular component (GO): endoplasmic reticulum membrane
Molecular function (GO): mannose-ethanolamine phosphotransferase activity
Source: RefSeq, a predicted model, not a curated record
AUGGAAGAGAUAGACUAUGAUCUAAACAAGUUUAGAGUACCAGCAUCACCGUCACCAACACCAAUACCGGCACAGACACGGCACCUGCUACCAUCACGGACCCCCUUACCACCUCCCACGAGAUCCAAGAUACGGCAACAAAAGCUCAAAUAUGCAUUUAUUGGAUAUAUCAUUGUCCUUGUGUUUUUAGCAAUAACUCAAUUCAUUGGUGUGGGCUUCUUUACCCGAGGGUUUUUAUUAUCAAGAGAUGUGCUUCCAAACAUAUCUGAUUGUGGUGUUGGCAGUGGUGGUGGCGGUGGCUCGUCGUCUUCGUGUAUACCGCCUCGGUUCAACAAGGCCAUGAUUUUGGUUAUUGAUGCAUUACGAUUUGAUUUCGUCAUCCCCGUGGCUGAUUCAGAUGAGUAUUAUCACAACAAUUUCCCCGUCUUGUAUGAUUUAGCUCAACUGGAAAACGGAGUCCUAUUAAAAUUCAUUGCUGAUCCACCAACAACGACAUUGCAGAGGUUAAAGGGACUAACUACUGGAUCACUCCCGACUAUCAUUGAUGCUGGCUCCAAUUUCAAUGGUGACGCCAUUGACGAAGAUAACUGGUUGUUGCAAUUGCGUAAACUAAACAAGACAAUUGCAUUUAUGGGUGAUGAUACUUGGACAGCAUUGUUUAAUGAAUAUAUUGAUCCAAAGUUCAAUUUCCCCUAUGAUUCACUCAAUGUAUGGGAUUUACACACUGUUGAUAAUGGUGUUAUUGACCAUUUGUUCCCAUUGAUGGAACAGAAUGAGAAUCUGAAUUGGGACAUGUUAAUUGGUCAUUUCUUGGGGGUGGAUCACGUUGGUCACCGCUAUGGACCAAGGCAUUAUUCAAUGAAGGAGAAGUUGAACCAAAUGAAUGAUGUAAUAACCAAAGUUGUCAAUGAGUUGGAUGAUGAAACGUUGUUGAUUGUGUUUGGCGAUCAUGGCAUGGAUUAUACUGGAAACCAUGGUGGUGAUGCACCAGAUGAAUUGGAGAGUACAUUGUUUAUGUAUUCAAAAAAGCACAAUUUUUUCAAAAAGGACAAGGACGCAUAUGAUAUUGACGAUAAAGGUGCUAAUUAUAGACAUGUUAAUCAAAUCGAUUUGGUGCCUACAAUUUCUUUACUUUUGGGGCUCCCUGUACCAUUCAAUAAUUUGGGAUUCCCCAUAGAUGAAGCAUUUGGCAAUGCCAAGGAAGCACUAGCUGCCGGAAAAUUAACCAUUGAACAAAUUAAACGAUUUAGAGACUUGACACCAAGCUUAUCUGACUCACUACUUGAACAAUACAAUGACUUAAUCAAUGUCUAUUCAUCGAAAACAAACGAUUUGAGUCUUAUUGAACAAAUGAAACAGUAUCAAUUUCAAUCCUUGGAACAAUGUAAAUCAUUAUGGGCUAGAUUCGACUUGCGAUUUAUUGGGUUAGGCAUUGGCAUUUUAUUCCUAUCAUUAACAUUUAUGAUAACGUAUGCUAGAUCCAUCCCCGCGGUGAGAGUACUGACUCUCUCAUUCGAAUUUAUUGGUUCUGUUGUUGCAAUGUCAAUAAUUGGUGUUGUGUUGAGUUUCUCCAUUUACAUAGUCCUCAAGCCUGGUGAUUUCACAUUGAAGAUAUGUUUGUGUAUUGGUGGUGUCUUGGGUAUGGUUGUUGGAUUUUGGGCUCCUAUUAUGGAUAGAUUUAGCGUUGAUUUCAUAUGGCAUCAAACUGUUGACUUUUUCCAAUUCAAUUUCAAUAGUUGGUCAUUUAUGGGCAUUGUGUUUGUCACCUUACAUUGUCUCAUGUUUGCUUCCAAUUCAUAUGUUGUGUGGGAGGAUAAAUUGGUUCUGUUCUUUUUGCUUUCGUUUGGCGGUAGUUGUGUUUAUGCAUUGGCUAUAAAGACCGACUUGUCUCGUGAAGCCAAAAUACUAGGAAUUAGUCAUGCAAUUACAUUUCUUGUGCUAACUAGAGUUGCAUCAAUGGUUACAGCAUGCAGAGAAGAACAGAAACCAUAUUGUGAAACAACUUUUGCUGCUCUGUGGUGGUCAAUUAUUGUACUUCACUCCCUCACUUAUUUGCUCCCGGCUUUCAUCCAGUCUUUUUACAAGUUAUCGGACUCAUAUUAUUCAGCAGCUCCAUUGUGGAUAGGUACUGGGCUAAAGUUUCUCUUGUUCAUGAAUGCAAUGUAUUGGACAUUUGAGUAUGUUCAAAAUAAUGAGUUUUUCAAUACUGCUCGAUUCACUAUUAGUGAACCGUUAUUAAAGUCAUUGAAACUUGCAAUUGCAAGACUCGUGUUGUUUAUUUCAUUGGUUUUGGCGAAUUUCAGUUGGUCGCGAGGUCCACUUUGUGUUAAAUUAGAAUUGGUUGAAGUUAAAGAGAUUGACGACGAUGACGAUGAUGACGAAAAUCUGAGUGAUUCAGACGAUAUGAAGAGUCAACGAUCAGCGUCAAUUUUAGGAUAUGGCAACGUUUAUGGGUCCUCGUAUUUCCUACUUGUGUUGAAUUUCACUAUAGCCGUAAUGCUAACUACAAAACCCAUUGGUGCUAUUUCCAUUAGUAUUUUGAUUAUUCAAAUUUUGUCUUUGCUUGAAAUCAUUGAAGAAUUGCAAUUGAGGAGAAACUUGGUUUCGCCCAUCAUUUUUGGUUUGCUUGGAUAUCAACAUUUUUUCAGUACUGGUCAUCAAGCAACCAUACCUUCAAUUCAAUGGGAGUUGGGAUUCAUGACUACAGAGACAAUUUUAUUUCCAUUUACUCAUUUGAACAUCGUCUUGAACACAUUUGGACCAUUCUUUUUGGUUGCUUUGGCAGUGCCAUUGAUUACUAUUUGGAAAAUUGUUCCAUCGCCGAAACCAAUCACAGUCUUGUCACAAAUAAUCACCAAUAUUACAACACUCAGUACAUACUUUUUAUUCACAGGGUUAAGCAGUUCGAUUUUCGCUGCUCAUUUUAGACGUCAUUUAAUGGUGUGGAAGAUUUUUGCACCUCGAUUUAUGCUUAGUGCAAUGUUGAUUAUAUUGAUAAACAUUUUCCUAAUUGUUGUUACUUUAUGGGGUUCCGGCAAAGUGUUGAGACAAGUCAAUAGAAUAUUUGGUAAAUAG